GAGUCAAUGGCGACGAAGGCUUGUAGAACAUCCACAACAGCCCGGAAUCAGCAGGGCUCGAGCCAUUAGCAUCUAUGCAUUAUCCUUUUAAAUAUUAGAAGAUUUGAAGAUGACAUCUCUUACGUUUUUCCCACAAGGAGAUUUUCUGAAAUCAACCCCUCCCUCUUGGGGUACUGGACGUAGUGGAGCGCAAGAUCUAUGGAUUCCUCGCGCCCCAACUUGGCAUGGAACAGGGCUGCCAUCAGAUAAUCAUUACCAAACCACAUCCCUCAAGUUGAGUAAUGUCCGUGCAAAUGACGAACUAGUUCCAAGACCCCAGUCUGUCGACAUCUCAAAGCUAUGCAUCAACAAGCCCUUCCCUGCAGAGCAUCCCUACAACUCUCACAUAGAGAAGUUUGCUAUUAUCCCAUCAUUUGUCUCCCCACAAGAUCCCAAGAAAGGAGCUGAUCGCUCAAAGCCUAUCAGCAGUGAGAUGCCAGCUAAUCCUUAUGACACAAUUUUGGUGAAGAAAGUUAAAGGUUUCCCUUAUAGGGAAGAAAAGUUGUGUUUAACCUCAGAUGGUAACAAAAACCCUCUUCAUUGGGUUGGAGAAAACUAUUUUGAUCAGCAAUCUAAAGUGCAUGGGAACAAGCAAGUGUAUUACCCAACACCUAUAAAGCAGAUAGCUCCAAAUCUUCAAGAUCGUCCACCUGAGCUUCAGGUGUCCCAAAGAACACAGAAUGCCUUAAGGAAUGUUGAGCGCAACCAGUGGAUCACAAAACACCAGAUGGACUUCACAGGUUUAGGCCCAUCCAAUCCGAUGGCUCUGGAUAAUCUGGAUUGUAAAAAUUCUAGAUCUCUGCUGACGGGAGAGUUAGAUGAAAAAUUGUAUCCUUGUACCUUAAACACAUUUGAUCCAGCUCGACCAUUAGAAGGCAGGAUGCGUAGAUUGUUUGCUCCAAAGUCAGCCCAGCAGAUCUAUUUUGAGAGAGGUUUCUCUGCAGAACCUUCUACGCCUAGAAAAAUGACCAUAUCAGAGAUUGAGGAAGAUCGUCUGCUCCACGGAAAAGACUAUGUCAAUUUGCCAGAGUCUUACAACGCUGCAGUAGAAAACACAACCUGGCAUUGUUCAAAUGUAAACAAUCAACAGAGCUCUAAUGCUGAGGAUGUACAGGAGGAGCAACAGGCAGCAAACACUGCAGCUUAUGAGGAAGGAUAUGUGGACUACUUGACAGGUCAGAAGGAAACCAUGGACAGAAAGAUUCAGCAAAUGGAAGCAUCAAGCAGGUGGAAGCUACUUGAAAACGGGACCCCUGCCCAUGAUAUCAUUCAGCUUAGGGAAAAAUUUAAAAUUCUUAAAGACAAAGAAAUGCCGUCAACGUUCUACAAGCAUGAAGGGAAGUACAACGAGGAGAGGGCCUUGUUGUACAAGACCAGCUAUGACCCCCACCAACUGGCGUACUCUAUGAACUCCCAGCAGCUGAGUGGAGGGACUUUGUUCAACACCAGUAUGUCACAUGUUGACGCCAGCAAGUAUCCAACUGUGUUUUGGGAGGAGACUGAUGCAGCAUUGAAACAAAGUUCUACAGUAGUUUUCAGGAACAAUGAGUUGAGUGGAGACCGGCCGUCAACAGAUGAUAUGCUCCUACCUUACAGGGAAACUGUGGCCAUCCAGAGAUCAAUGCUACAGCCUAACGCAGUCACAGCCAGCCCUAGAGUCCAGGAAGGAGGUUUUACUCUUAAAGAAACAACGUAUGGAGACAAUCAUAACGCUCACAAGUUUCUGCAAGACAAUCGAUUGGACAUCACCGCCAGACUGGACCCGUCCUACUUGAUGUCACAUGAAAAUCAGAACCUUGAAAGAACCCGUGAAAGGGCCACCCCCAUACUGCCAUCAAUAAAAGGCAGUGGCUCGCUGAAGUCAGUCCACUUCUCAGAUGAUGUCCAGAUCAGAAACAUCAUGGACAACAUCCCUGUGAAAGUAGAGGACACUGUUGUAAAGCCACUGAGCAAAGAUGAGCAGUGUGAGCUGGAACGUCUUUAUGGACAUCAUGAUCCCACAUCUCUGGCCUUUGACCAGAGCAAGCCCCCAGCCCCGAUGAGCGGAAUGACAGGUGACGCCAGGAACCUGGCUGAAAACUUGCUGGGGAAACCCCACGUCCCUACAGUCGUGGAUCGCAAUGUGACCCUGGCACUGAAGCCGUCGUUCGUCAGCUUCACGCGCAACAAACAGCGGAAGGUCACGCCUGUGUCAGAGAUGGCGGACGAGUUCAGGAGUUUGUCGACUAAUUUUCUGCCUCAGGGUUGUCAAACUGCUCCGACUGCGAGAAGCUGCUACGCUUCACAGUUCCCAUACUACGACCUGGGGGAGAAGAAGGACAAGAGAUUUGAUUGGCAGCCUGGAAAAGGUCACCUCAGGCCCCAGACCUGUUUGUCUGAGCUACAGGAUAGUUUUAUCAAAUCUGAGGUGCGUCGACGCUUCCACCACCAGUUCCCUGAAACUAACCCUGACCUUCGUGUCAACAUCACCACUGGCAAGAAACAUGUUUUCUUCGGCAUGAAUGCACAAGUCAUUCGUGGAUGACGUUUUCAUUUGGUUCAUUUUGUAUUCUGACACUAGAAUGUCAAGUUUUUAUUGAAUUAGGGAAUGGUUUAAAUGAUGAUCAAAUUUAGCUUGUUUUAAGAAUUUUUGUAAUAUAAAAGUUUAGGUUUUAAAAAUGUGUGUGCCUGCUACUAACUUUAAAACCAAAUGACAUUCUAGGGUUUAUAAUACGUUGUUUUUUUUUGUAUUGUAUAUUUUACCUUCUUGAAAUUUUGUGUAAAUUUUGCUCACCAAUUGUUGUUAGUCAUUUGCAAAAUUCUGUGGAGAUUUUCUUUGAAUUUAUUGUUUUAUUUAUUGUUUCUCAUAAUAAAAUUUCACAGAUAUGUUAUGAUGAACUUGAAAGUAAAAACUUAGUUUUAAAAGACUAGAUGCUACAAAAAUAUCUUUACAGUAAUUGCACUAGAUUGGUUAUACAUUUAUAAAAUUGUUCUGCUUUUGAUAUAUGAAUUAUUUUUUCAUUCUUUGCUUCCCUCUCUAGGACCCAAACAAGCCUUUAUAUCACCUCAGGUUGUGGAUUUUACAAUAAAAAGGUUUAUGGAAACCUGCUGUUACCCAUGAAAUAAAUACAAACAACUUAACCAUACACACGUCUUUAUUUCUGUUUUUCUUCCUAGUUUUUGUUGAUUCUUUUAAAAGUUAAUUGUUUUUUUCUAGCAGUUUCAAAUCGAUUCAAGUAAAUUACAUUAAACAUUGUGACAUUAUGUUUUUGUGCUGUUAAAUAAUUUAUAUUUUUUUUUCAGUUUCUUCUUGAUGAAUUAUAAUAUACAUAAUCGUUUUUUAAUUGAGCUAAAUAUUUUAGAACAGAAUUUAACUUCAAAUGCUUUACAGAAAAUAGCACUUUGCUAGACUCUACCCCCUUUGAAAGUCUUCUCUUUCUUUAUUCAUGUUUAAUAACAUUGUUGUCACAUCACUAUUUAAACAUUGUCUUUUGUCAGAUAUCUUGUUCACAGAUUUUUACAUAUGUGUUGUAAACCAGUAUUAUGUACAAAGUUCUCCACAG
Molecule: messenger RNA, 3581 nt
Organism: Physella acuta
Lineage: Eukaryota; Metazoa; Mollusca; Gastropoda; Physidae
Cellular component (GO): centrosome
Source: RefSeq, a predicted model, not a curated record